Entamoeba invadens IP1 is the source of this 3231-nucleotide messenger RNA. RefSeq lists its product as hypothetical. The record is from RefSeq and is a predicted model, not a curated record. Gene Ontology annotation, biological process: retrograde transport, endosome to Golgi. Gene Ontology annotation, cellular component: trans-Golgi network. The transcript has a single exon. The coding region runs from base 1 to 3231 and encodes 1076 amino acids. Lineage: Eukaryota; Evosea; Mastigamoebida; Endamoebidae.
AUGAGUGUGUCUGAUUUAUUUUCACAAUUGAAGGCUGACGGCGAUAUUCAGAGUAUUGUGCAACUUUCAAGAGAGUAUUUUAUACCUGCAGAGUUGAGAUCUGACGUGUAUGACUACGUUUUACCAGAAGUUGAGUUUAAAGAAGUUAAGACAGAAAAGGACUUAGGCGAGUUAAUACAUCUUAAUGAAUUAAUAACGAAAUAUGGACUGGAUCUAAGUAAAUUAGAAGAAGCCAAAAAGAUAUCACAGUUCUUAAUAGAAGGGGAUUGCAAGUAUUACGAAGAUGUAAUUCUUUUGAUUCUAAUUAUCGAGAAAUUGACGAAUCACAUGGAUAUCCACUUCAUGCAACGAGUCUUUAAGUGCUUCAUGCCGUUUGCUGGAAAUUUGCAAGCUCGAAAUUGGCAUGGAAUGAUGACACUGACACAUAUGGCACUCUUGUACUUCUCGCCGUCGUCUACAAUUCAUGUUGAUAAAUUGAAAAUAACGACGGACGUCAUUUUGAAGCAUUUGGUAUUCUCAUUGUGCAUUAGACUCUGUGACGAUUUUGAAAGUGUUUGCAUGUUACUUGAUGCUCUUGUAUUGGAACAGAACCCAACACUAAUUUUUCAUAUAAUGCUCGUGUACUUUGAACAUAUUUCAAAGGAAAUUGAAAAAACUCAAACCACUGAAGAAGUCAUCAAAAUGAUAGAGAGCACAACAUUGAAAGCAAAUGAUAUGAAGUUGUUGAUAUCAUUGGCGAAGUGCUCGUUAAUUAAAACUCCGAAUGCAUUUAACGGACUUGUCGCCGGAUGCUUUACCAAUAAUUUGGCAUUUAGAAAUUGGUAUGCCAAAUUCAUAGGAGAGUCAUUUGUGAUGACGCUGACCCCACAAGAUGUCACACUCUUUUUAGAGAAAAAGGAAAAAAUUCAAUUUAUUGACUUUAGGACUGCGGAAGUCUUUGGGUUUGGGCAUUUAAAAGGUGCGUUGAACAUUCCUUAUGCUGAGAAUUGGAAGGAAGAAGUGCAGAAAACCACUGAAAAAAUUGAAAAGAAGAACAUUAUAGUUUUGUACAACAGUGGAGAGAAUGGGGGCAUAACAACAAAGGAAAUGGCUGUUGCGUGUUAUCAGUUCUAUACCAAAGGAUUUACAAAGGUUGGGAUUCUCUUUUCUGGGUAUAAAGGAUAUCAUAAAUUUUUCAAUGAAGGGGCAGCUGGCUUUGAGAUAGAGGCGCACAGUACAUUAAGAUGCCCCGUUUGCCUUGGAGUGACUGGAGGGUUUUUCUUACGCAUUAAAAAGGAGGAGAAGGACAAUGAAGAGAAAAAGGAAGAGAAAGUAGUAGAGAGUGUUGGUGACAAGAAAGAACAAAAAGUAGAAGAACAAAUACAAGAAAAAGGUCAAGUUCAAGCAAAGGAAAGUAAUGAAGAGAAGAAGGAAGUGAUGCAAAGCGAAGUAAAACCAGAAGAAGAAAAAGUCGAAGACAAAGAAGACGACGGUAAAAUUAAAACCGAAGGAACACAAAAGAAAUCAAGAUGGGGAAGUGCUAUUAGACAAACCCUCCGAUGGUUUACCGAGCCAACAAAAGACGAAGUUAAAGACGAUAAAAUCGAAAACAAAAAAGAAAACAAAAGUGAAGAAGGCGAGAAGCAAGAAGGACAAAAAGAAGAAGAGAAGCUUCAACCUGAAAAAAAGGAAGAAAAACACGAAGAAAAUGCAACUGAAAAGAAAGAGGAGAAAAAAGCUGUUCCACAAUUGAGUACAGAUGAAGUGGUUGUCGACACAACAGUGCUGAAACAAUCUUUAAUGAGCUUUUUAACUGGAAAGCCAAGAGAAAAAGUAGUUGAAAAGUCGACUGAGAAACCCGUGGAAAGUGAAGCAAAGGUUGAAAGCACUCAACUUCCACAAGAAGAAGAGAACAAUACCAACGAAACACCAAAAGAAGAACAAGAAAAAGAAAUUAAGAACAACGAAAUGAAAGAAAACUUAUUAACUGAAGUUAAAGACAAAAAUUUGAAAGAAGAAAUUAAAGUCGAAGCAAAAGAAGAAGAAAAGGGGACGGAAGUAAUGAAAGAAAUUAAAACAGAUGAGCCAAAACAAGAAGAAACUAAAGAAGACGUCAAGCAUAUAGCAAAAGAAGAGCCUUUAAUCGUUGAAAACACUAAAGAAGACACAACUAAACAAGAAGAAGCUCAAAUCAAACAACUUGAAGAAGAAAGACUUGCAAAAGAAAAGUUCAACAAAGAGAAGAUGGAGAAAGAACAAAAAGAAAAAGAAGAGAAAGAAGCUGCUUUACACAAAGCACAAGAAGAAGAACGCAAAAAAGCCGAACAGCGAAAACAAGAGGAAGAGCGCCUUGCAAAAGAAAGAAUAGCCAAAGAAGCCUUAGCCAAAAAGCUUGAGGAAGAGCGUCUUCUAAAAGAAAAAGCCGAAAAAGAGCGACUUGAGAAAGAAAAGAAAGAGCGCGAAUUAGCCGCCAAAAAGGCUCAAGAAGAAAAAGAACGUAAAGAGAAAUUGGAGAAGGAGCGACUUCUCAAAAUAGCUCAAGAGAAGGAGGCAGCUCUUAAAAAGGCUGAAGAAGACCGUAUCGCAAAGGAGAAAGCCGAGAAGGAACGACUUCUGAAAGAGAAAUUAGAGAAGGAAAAACUCGCCAAAUUAGCCAAAGAAAAAGCCGAGAAAGAGGCAGCUGCUAAAAGAGCAGAAGAGGAGCGUCUUGCUAAGGAAAAAGUCGAGAAGGAAAAACAAUUAAAAGAGAAGCAAGAAGCCGAGAGAAUAGUCAAAGAGAAAGCCGAGAAAGAGCGUCUUGAGAAAGAACGGAUUGAAAAGGAGAAGGCUAUUGCAGCAGCCAAAAAAGCAGAAGAAGAGCGUCUAGCAGAGGAAAAGCGUAAAAAAGAGGAAGACCUUAAAAAAGCAAAAGAAGCUGAAGUAGCCAAAGCGAAGUCGGCAAACGCAUAUUGUGAAGAAUUGAUGAAGACAAAUAAACAAUUUAAGUGUGUCAGGUGUAAAGGGAAAACAAAACAAGACGGCGUUUGUCUCGUCACGAAAGAUGCCAUUUUCGUGUUGCUUGAAAACAAUGGAGAAUGGGCCAUAAAAGACCAAGUCAUGUUAGCGGAUGUCACACAAAUUGCGAAAAUUACGAAGAUUAAAGGACAGAUCAGAAUCAAAUAUGGAGGCGGGGAGAAGGAGAAACACAUCUCCCUUAACUUGGGUGACCUUUCUGAUGAGUUGAUUAAGGAAAUCAAUUCUAAAGCAGUCUAA